Messenger RNA from Ceratotherium simum simum (southern white rhinoceros), 1402 nucleotides. It is a transcript of the gene BST1, whose product is annotated as bone marrow stromal cell antigen 1. The record is from RefSeq and is a predicted model, not a curated record. Gene Ontology annotation, biological process: positive regulation of B cell proliferation. Gene Ontology annotation, molecular function: NAD+ nucleosidase activity, cyclic ADP-ribose generating; phosphorus-oxygen lyase activity. Gene Ontology annotation, cellular component: plasma membrane. NCBI's taxonomy places the organism in Eukaryota, Metazoa, Chordata, Mammalia, Perissodactyla, Rhinocerotidae.
AGUCAGCGAGGGUGGUGUCAGGGCUCGAGUCGUGCCCAGCGUCAGCUCGGGGGGGCCGCCUUAGUGCGGGGAGAGGAAGCGAGUCCAGGAGGCACUCCGAAGUCCCCGCGAUGGCUGCACGGGGAUGCGAGCCUUCACGGCUGCCGCUGCCCGUGCUGCUGCUGCUGCUGCUGCUGCCGCUGCUGCGGGCCGCCGGCGCUGCAGGCGCGCGGUGGAGCGGGGAGGGCACCAGCCCGCUCCUGCAGAGCAUCUUUCUGGGCCGCUGUGCCGAGUACAGCUCGCUGCUGGGCACGGAGGAGCGGAACAAGAACUGCACAGCCAUCUGGGAAGCCUUUAAGGUGGUGCUGGACAAGGAUCCCUGCUCUGUUUUUCCCUCGGACUAUGACCUUUUUAUCAACCUCUCCAGGCACUCUAUUCCCAGAGACAAGUCUCUGUUCUGGGAAAAUAACCAGCUCCUUGUCACUAGCUAUGCAGAGAACACCCGUCGCUUUACACCUCUAUGCGAUGUUCUGUAUGGCCGGAUUGGAGAUUUCUUGAGCUGGUGUCGACAGACAAAUGCCUCUGGACUCGAUUACCAAUCCUGCCCCACAGCAGAAGAUUGUGAAAACAAUCCUGUGGAUUCUUAUUGGAAAAGGGCAUCCAUCCAGUAUUCAAAGGAUAGUUCUGGGGUGAUCUAUGUCAUGCUGAAUGGUUCAGAGCCAACAGGAGCCUAUCCGGUUAAAGGUUUUUUUGCAGAUUUUGAAAUUCCCCACUUCCAGAAGGAUAAAAUCACACGAAUUGAGAUCUGGGUCAUGCAUGAAAUUGGGGGACCCAAUGUGGAAUCCUGUGGAGAAGGCAGUGUGAAAGUCCUGGAAGAGAGACUGGAGGAAAUGGGUUUUCAGUACAGCUGCAUUAAUGAUUACCUACCAGUGAAGCUGUUAAAGUGCGUGGACCACAGCACUCAUCCUGACUGUGCCUUAAAGUCGGCAGCAGCACCUACUCAACAAGAAGUCCCAUCCCUCUAUGCAGAACAAAGUGCCAGCCUCAUCAUUCCUCUCUUAGUGGCUGUGGCUUCAGUUGCUCAAAAGUAGCUAGAAACUCAGCUCUGUUGCCCUAACCAGCCCCCGCCCCUGACACCUGCCCUUGCACACUCAUCCUUCUUGUUCUGUGUACACUCAGUGAUUCCAUUGUCUAAAGAAGCUUCCUGCUGGGAAAACAAUGUCCUGAAAUGGGUUUUUAAUGACACACAUGCCCAGGAUUUCAAAAACAAGAGAUUAGUCUUAUUUAACAGGUUAAAACUGCUGCAUUAGAAUUAAAAUAAAUUAUUUUCUUAUUUUCAUAUUGAUACAAAGCAUUGAGACCCAGACUGUUUGUUAUACAGUCAAACAUUUUUAGAAAAUUCUAAUAGAACUGUAUUUUAUAU